This is a messenger RNA of Ananas comosus (pineapple), 3581 nucleotides long. Its product is annotated as zinc finger CCCH domain-containing protein 13-like. The record is from RefSeq and is a predicted model, not a curated record. NCBI's taxonomy places the organism in Eukaryota, Viridiplantae, Streptophyta, Magnoliopsida, Poales, Bromeliaceae. The coding region runs from base 415 to 3396 and encodes 993 amino acids. The transcript has 5 exons.
ACACCUUCGCGAUCUCGUCGUCUCCUUUUCUCCUCUCUCUCUCUCUCUCUCUCUCUCUCUCUCUCUCUCCCCCCUCUUCUUCGUCUCCUCCCCUUCUCCGCCGCCGCCUCCUCCAUUUCCCCUUCCUCUUCCAUUCCACCCCGCUCUCGCUCCGUCCCCCGACCCCCUCGUCGAUCUCGCGCUCCUCCCGCGUCCCGUGGCUUCCCCAAUCCGAUCUCUUCUCCGCCUCUGUCGCGGCGUUUGGUGGCGAUUUCGCGGUUGUCGCCCCGGAUCGAUCCGAUUCCGAGGCGAGGAGCAGGUGAUUUGUUGUUGGAGUUAAGGAUUCGUCGAUUUGGUGCUGUUUUGUUGUGGCUUUAAGUCGUUUGUUUCUCGAUCGGGGUAGUGGAGUUAGGGUUUUGGGGGGUGCGGUACGAGAUGCCGCGGAGCUCGCGCCACAGGUCCCACAGGUCCCACAAGAACAGCUCCAGGGACUGGUCGGAGUCCGAGGAUGAGGGUAGCUCGAAGGAGAGGAAGGCAAGGGAGGAGGAUCCGGCUAGGGUUUCGAGGGAUGCGGAAGCAGAGAAGAGGAAGUCGUCGCAUUCGUCUCUGGCGAAGGACCUGGUUGUGGCCAGCAAUGGCGAUUUGCCUGGGGAGCAUGGAAAGAAGCGGAAAGAUGGCGGUGGUGAUGAUCUAGGGGCGGAGAAGAGGUACAAGGGAGAGGUUUUUGGGCCUGAGGAUGUGGAUAAAAGCUCGAAGUCGAAGCUUUCGGUUAGCGAAUCAAAAAGCAGGUCCAGCAGAAGGCAGGAGGAUUCCACUGAAAGGAAUGAGGAGAGUGGGGGAAAGGAAUCAUCAAAGCGGAGGUCGGAGAAGGAGUCUAGCCGAAGAGAGAGUAGUGCACAGUAUAAGGAUGAGAAGGAGAAGGACAAGGAUAGGGAGCGAGGGUCCGACAGGGAUAAGAAGAGCCAGGAUGCUAAGCAUGAGAGAUCUGAGGAUGUUGUAAGUAGGAAGAGUAGUUCUAAAACAGACAGGAUUGAAGAUAAACAUGUUCCCAAGCGAGAUGUGGAAUUUACUGAAAAAGAGCCUCAAAAACAUACAAGGAGAAGAGAUGAGUCUGAAGACAAAGAUAAACGGCUGGGCGAUGGUAGGGAGAUCGAUGAUAGAAAACAUUACUCAAGAGAUGAUCACUCAAAACAUAGAAGCUAUAAAGACCAAGGCCAUGACGAUGAGAAAUAUAAAGAUAAAUAUGAUAAAUAUGAAAAAUACGAUAAAUAUGAUAAAUACAGGGAUGACGCUGACAGGGAUAAAAGAUAUCGUGAUGAGAGGCGUGAAGAUGAGCGCUCAAGAGAAUAUACAAGCAGCAAGUCUGAGUACAGGAGCUCUAGGGAUGAGAAGAAGUCUUCAGAGAGCCGCUACAGAAAGAGUAAAUUGCAGGAUGAAGAUGCUUAUGAAAGCAAACACAAAGAUAACAAUAGGAGGAAAAGAUCAUCUGUCGAAAGAGAGGAUGUUUCUGAUUUCAAGCCUCAAGGUGUGAAAGAACCACGUAUAGAUGUGGAAAGAAUUGGGUCAGAUAGUAGGUCUUCUGAUUUCCAUGUUGAGAAGGCAAUGCCGGAAUAUGGACAUUCUGAGAAGGUUGAUUCUGGUCUGGGUGAGAAUCGUCCAAAAAGCUCUCCUAGCUCGAGUUCUUAUCACAGCAAAGGUCAAAGCAGGCACAACUCUAAGCAGAUGGAUUCUGCAAGGAAACGAUCACCAUCAGAGGAGAGAACUCGCUCCAGGACAGUGUCUUCAGGAGAGCGUACAACUGCUUCUAGACUCCCUGCAUGUGACUUACCGGAAAUUCUAGAAUCUUCGCAAUAUACAAGGACACCAAGAUCAACUACCCAACCCUCACCGGAUGACAUAACCACAAAAUCGCCAUCGACGAGCGAGCGACGGUUUUCAGAUUAUAAAGUCACUCCCAGGCGUAGCCUCGAUACUGAGAUAGGACAUAAAAGCAGCAACUUCAAAGACAGAAAUAGAGAAGAAAGUGAAUUCCUGGAGAAGCCAAUUAGCUUUGACCAUUCUCAAGCUGAGGCUCGUGAGCGAACUCCUGCUGUUUCAUCCUUCAUUAACAAACCAACUAAUAGCGAUAAUCCCCCUCCGCCACCUUACAGAAGAGGGCGUGAUGAAGAUGAUAGCAGAUCUCAAAGUGGAGAUUGGAAAUCACAUUUUCGACAAAAAAGGAGUGAUCUCAAUUCAGGAGGAUGUGGAAAUACUUGGAAUAAUGCUCCUACUUGGCCAUCACCAGUUGCUAAUGGUUUCAUCCCCCUCCAGCAUGGCCCGUCUCCUGGAUUCCAUCCUUCUGUCCACCCUUUCCCUUCUCCGCCUAUGUUUAAUCUCAGACCACCAAUGGAUUUGACACACAACGGGGUUCCUUAUCACAUGCAUGAAGCGGUCGAUAGGUUUUCUGGCCAUGUCCGCCCCUUUGGGUGGCAUAAUUCAAUGGAUGGUUUGUUUAAUGAUGAACCCCAUAUUUAUAAUAGGCCUCACUGGGAUCAGAAUAGGUCUCUUACAUGGAAAGAGCAAAAUGGUAAUCUGGAAUAUCCGACUGCUCAGAGAGAGCGAGAGUAUGCUCGAAGUGAGCAUGGAUCAGAGUCGUUGCCAACUGAAAGCAUUGAAGCGAAGAAUGAUGCACCUCUAGCAAAGAUUGCAGAGAAAACUCUUUAUGAAGAUAAAACUGAAUCAAUUCCUGAAGCUUACGAAAAGCCGGGUGAUGAUAAUGCCAACUUUAUUAAAAAGUACCUCUCGAGGAUCAAUAUUGCGCAUGAUUUCGUUGCUUCAGAAUUGUACACAAAGUGUAUGGCUGUACUGGGAGAAUUGGAUGUAAAACUAGAGCGCGAUGUGUCCAAGGAUGGUUGCUCCCAGGAGAAUGACAAAGCCAAUAAAGUGGAAAUGAAAAGGAUGACAAGUAAUACCCUCCUGCCCACGCUUUUUCCUAAACGGAGAGAUGCUAUUUUCCAGAGAGCCAUGUCACUUUACAAAAAGCAAAAUGGAGUAAAAGCGCCGCAACCCGCUACUCCGGUUGUUUCCAUGGAAGCAGAGAAAGAUUCUCCUGAAGCUCGAAAUGAGGAAAUCUCAGCAACAGCUGAUCUAGCUCUAGUAGAUAAAAUACCAUCAGAGAGUUCUCUUCCUGCCGGUAACAUGGAAGAACCCGUCCCAGCAAUCCUUGAUUCCACCGAGAGUGCUGAUGGUUUGGGCGAAGAGAAUGGUAAGACUAGUGAUGCUGAUGGUGACCACCCUACUGAUAUGGAAGAAGGGAAAACUGAUUUAAUCACCAAUGCUGAUGUUUUAACUAAAGAUUCUCAGGAUAGUGAGGCUUUAGUGGAGUCUACUAGCGUAAAUUUGAGUCGGAUACCUAAUUCUCCCGAAAGUACACAUUGAGACGGUUUUUAUUUUCGUUUUCUAAUGCCAUCCUUUCCCCGGGAGCUCCGAGGGGCCGCCGCGUAUGUUGCUUCAUCUUUGAGGUGCAUUUUUCAUGAUUUGCUACGGCAACUUGUCGUCCUUUUCCCAUUUCCUGUUUUGCCCUUUCUUGAGUAUAAUAGUCUAUCAUUUCCUGUUUUGAGUAA